AUGAUACUGAAAAUUAUAGAAAAGAAGCUUGUUUCACUUCAGUUGGUGAGAGGGCUUUCAUCGUCCACCGCCAGAUCAGCAAGAAACAAUGCUUUUAACACUGUUAUAACCGAAGAAGUGGCCACUAAAUCACCUCAGCUAGUCACAUUACACAACAGAUUGCGCUUGCCAGGCUCUUUCAAGUUAUCUACUUUGGGAAGAUGUUUGACUUGUAUUCAAAAAGACAAUAAAUAUCCAAAUAACGUCGGGCUCAGUAUUUUUGGGAAAAACUUGUUGAGUUAUCACGCGACUGAACUUUUAUUGAUGAAAUACCCAAGAUUGCCUUUGAAUGUGCUAAAUAACGCUAUUAACGGUAUAAUCGGAGAUGAAACAUUAUAUUCAAUCGGUAAAGAAUGGGGUAUCCAAACCGACAGCUCCACCGCUGUCGAAAAGUUUUUAAAUGAAGAACCAGAAGAAAUAACGAUAGGAAGAUUGAGAUUCGACAACCAAAAUAAAUCAAUCGAAAGCAACCUUACAGUGAUUGACAAGAAAAACACAUUGACCCAAGAAGUGGCCAUGGCUUCAGCAGUGAAAUCCAUUGUUGGUGCUUAUUAUGCUUCAUCCAAAUCAUUACAAGACACAAAGAAAUUCAUUUAUAAUUAUAUUUUGACCACAAGACACUUGAAGAUCCAAGAUAUGUUUGAAUUUGAACAACCAACCAGAGAAUUGGCUGCCCUUUGUAAAAGACAAGGGUUGGAACAACCAGUCACAAGAUUACUUUCGGAAUCUGGUAGAGCUUCUAAGAGACCGGUUUUCUUGGUGGCUGUUUUCAGUGGCAAUGAAAAAUUGGGAGAAAGCUUUGGUGCCUCUUUGAGAGAAGCCAAGAUCAGAGCUAGUGUGAAUGCAUUGAUGAACUGGUAUUUGUACAGCUCUUUGGAUGUCAAAUUGCCAAGUGAUGCUGAUUACUCUCGCGAGACACUUAAGGAAGUUGAUCACGGUAUUGUCAUUGUGUAA
Saccharomycopsis crataegensis is the source of this 993-nucleotide messenger RNA. RefSeq names its product mitochondrial 54S ribosomal protein mL44 MRPL3 (gene MRPL3). The coding region runs from base 1 to 993 and encodes 330 amino acids. NCBI's taxonomy places the organism in Eukaryota, Fungi, Ascomycota, Saccharomycetes, Ascoideales, Saccharomycopsidaceae. Gene Ontology annotation, molecular function: double-stranded RNA binding; ribonuclease III activity. Gene Ontology annotation, biological process: RNA processing. The record is from RefSeq and is a predicted model, not a curated record. The transcript is spliced from 2 exons.